Messenger RNA from Pochonia chlamydosporia 170, 936 nucleotides. RefSeq lists its product as hypothetical. Bases 1 to 936 code for a protein of 311 amino acids. The transcript has 2 exons. The record is from RefSeq and is a predicted model, not a curated record. NCBI's taxonomy places the organism in Eukaryota, Fungi, Ascomycota, Sordariomycetes, Hypocreales, Clavicipitaceae.
AUGUCUCGGACACAGGUGGUACAAGUUCAUUCUGUGUAUACACCGAUCAAAGACGCCAUGCAGCGACACGAGAAUGGCGUGACGAAGAAUAGGAAGACACCACUCACUGGUAGCGGUAGAGCAUGGAGGGAAGAUGAGGAAGCAUAUCUUCUCCAGACUCGACUACAGAAAAUGCCGUAUAAGCAUAUUGCCGCUCAUCUAAACAAGACAGAGCUUGCCUGUCGCCUGCAUUACCACCAGCUGUCUCAUGGCAGCACUCGACGUAAGCGUACUGCUUCUUGCUCUUCUGGUUCCUCGGAUCCUUCACCGAGCCAGGCGGCAGCAUCUUCAAGCCCCAUCUACCGAGGGGAGACUCGUUCGCUCUCGCCUUCCAUGGCCGGAGCCAGUUAUCUCCCCAAACCCCUCAACGGUGACAUGCAGUUGUCGCGCAUUAUGUCUGUGGAGAGGUCUCCACGGCUGCCGGCCAUUUUGCCCAAGCCAGAGGUCCUUCCUUUCUGCCAGGGCCCUGAAUCAAUUCCUCGAUAUCCGAUGGUGACACCUGAGCAGCACAACGAGCCGCUGCCGCCAGUCAGCAUGCACCACCACGGUAGCCCUGUUUACCAGUCUCCUGUUCCACCUCUUCGACUGGAUACUUCUCGGCUGUCUCCGCCGUCUGCCUCAGUGCAUACUCCGGCUCAUGUAGACAUGCAACGGCUUCGUGCCGUCUACGAAGCGCACAAAAACGCCUUCUGGGCCGUGAUUGCUGAUGAUUACGGCAUGAAUGCGUCUGCGGUUGCGCUGGAGCAAGCCUGGAAAACCGGAGCCUGCUGCCAAUAUAGCGAGAGCAAUCCCAUCACGCCUCUUGCCAGCCCUGACAAAGACCGCCGGGCGAGGGGACAAGAUAAGACGAGGAUAUCAUCCAUACUGGACGAUGACACUGAGCCACGACUCCGUUGA